GGGUCGAGGUGUGGGAACCCUGGGAGUGAGGCAGGCAAGAUGGCCGCCGCCGCCGGCACUGACAAGGCUCUUUCGCUCCUCAGGCGGCUACCACGGGUCUCCCUCGGCAAUUUAAAACCAAAUCCUGGUGCUCAUAAACAGAAAAGUCGAGGACGGGGCAUAUAUGGUGGCAAGACCCACGGAGCUGGCUGCAAAGGUUCUGGGCAAAGGCAAAAUUUUUUGCGGCUUGGCUACGAGACUGGAAACAAUCCAUUUUAUUUACGCUUCCCAGUUCAAAAUUACUACAAAGGACACCAUCUGAAGUUGUCUUAUGUACCACUCUGCAUGGGAAGGCUACAGAGGUUGAUUGACACUAAUCGCUUACGCGGUGACAUACCAGUUGAUGUGACGCAACUUGUGGCCACCGGGUUAUUCACAGUCCGUCCACUAGAGAGGGAGGGAGGCUUCAUGCUGGAAGAUGAGGGGAUUGACCAUUUUAAAGCCACAUUAAAUAUAGAAGUACAAUGGGCAAGUGAAGCAGUGAUAGCAUCAGUGGAACGUAAUGGAGGGGUCAUAACCACAGCUUACUAUGAUCCACUUACUCUCGCAGCUGCCAUUAAACCAGUGGAAUUCUUUAAGAGAGGUGUCGCCAUACCGCGCCGCAUGCUUCCUCCUCAACAUCUGAUAGAUUACUACUCUGAUCCCCAAAAUCGAGGAUAUCUAGCUGACCCAGCUGAGAUAGCCAAGGAAAGGUUUCUUCUGGCACAGAAAUAUGGUUACGAGUUGCCGGAUGUUAAUGCAUCACCAAAUAAAGAUAUUCUGCUGGAACGAAAGGAUCCCCGUCAAAUAUUUUAUGGUUUGGAACCAGGAUGGGUUGUCAGUUUGAAGGACAAGGUUAUUCUCAAACCUACAGAUCCUGAACUCAAAGAAUAUUUUGUAUCAUAAUACUGUAUGUACUGUAUAUACAAUUAUAUUAGGAGGUGCUUCUCAUGCAUCAAUAAAAGUUCAACUUUUCUUCAAUGUAUAAAGAUGGUAUACCUUUGGUUGUAAGUCUCAUUUUAAAGCUUGUCAACUUAAAAAGGCAGUCAAUUCCCAGUGCUGUUUUUGCAAUCUGACAGUGACUAUUGUUUUUGUGUGGAAGAGGCUACUGUUUAUUUCAUUCACUUCUCCAACUGAGAAUAAUUAAUUGGAGUUAAAUAAAAGUAUCAAGCUGA
Procambarus clarkii (red swamp crayfish) is the source of this 1193-nucleotide messenger RNA. It is a transcript of the gene mRpL15, whose product is annotated as mitochondrial ribosomal protein L15. Gene Ontology annotation, biological process: translation. Gene Ontology annotation, molecular function: structural constituent of ribosome. The record is from RefSeq and is a predicted model, not a curated record. Gene Ontology annotation, cellular component: mitochondrial large ribosomal subunit. NCBI's taxonomy places the organism in Eukaryota, Metazoa, Arthropoda, Malacostraca, Decapoda, Cambaridae.